AUGGUUGCAAGGGUUCGAUUCGAUUUCUUUCUAUUAUUUAUCAAUCACAAGGGUAGAUUUGUGACUGUCGAUGGGUAUGAGGCGUAUUAUGGUGAUUGUGUUGCCACGGUUACUGGGUUGGAUGCAGAUAGGCUAGGUUAUUUUGACAUUGAAGAUGAAAUAACGAAGUUGGGAUAUGAAAACUGGGGUAGAAUAUGUUAUAAGCAUCGGACAACACGUGAAUUUAAAGAUAUAACAGAUGAUGCUGGUGUUAUGGACUGUUUGGGUCAAAUGCAGGGAAACAAAAGAUAUGUUGAAAUAUAUGUGCAAACUGAACAUUUAAAGAAACCGUGUGGGGCUGCUGUGUGUCAACAAGAAAAUGGAUCUAGGAAUAGGGUAUCUAAAGUUGCUGAGGUAGACCAAGCAAAGGAUACUAAAAACAUGAUUUCUGAAAUGGUCCAAGCUCCGGAUCAAUCCAAGAAAAGUAUCUACAGGGUUUCUUUUACAAAGAAGCAAGGAUUAGAACAAAUCACAUAA
Molecule: messenger RNA, 516 nt
Organism: Striga asiatica
Lineage: Eukaryota; Viridiplantae; Streptophyta; Magnoliopsida; Lamiales; Orobanchaceae
Source: the annotation of a GenBank genome assembly